UCUGAGGUGAAAUGCAGCCAAACCUGUUGGACAAACCGAGGACAAGUCAGACUGCAGCUUCGCCAGAAAGAGGAACACACACACAUACACAGAGGAACACACACACCCUGGCAUCCAGCUGGUCAUACAUGCUGGUCCGAACACUCUGUGACAUCACCGUUACAUCAUUAGCACCAUCGGUGGGCACAUGGACAGGAACGCCAUGGACAGGCCUGCUCCUGGGGCCUCGGGGGCCCCAAACAUCCAAGAUCUGGAGCUGAGGGAGGAGUGGCAGGACGAUGAAUUCCCCAGGCCCCUCCCAGAGGAUGGUGGAGAUCCAGAGGAGUCAGUGAGUCCAGUAGGAGGAUCCAGUGAACAAGCACCGUCUACCAGUCUGGCCUUGUGUACAGGUGAGAGGGGGGCUAAAAAGCGUCUGGCGGCCCCAGCUCUUAACCUCACUCUGAGUCACACUGACUCACAUGACAAGACUGACAGCUUCUCGGCAGCAGCAUUGUCAGGGACACCAGAUGACACACCAUCACUUGACAUAAACCUGGAAGCUCUGGAGACACCAUCGGGCAGUGAAACAGGAACACUACCAGAUAGCAUGCAUGAACUCGAGUGGGAAGAUGACCUCCCCCAGAUGGAGAAGGGUGGGGCUGUGGGUGUGGCCAGUAGCCCAGUGGAGCACUCUGAGGGUCUGAUGGAGCUAGACCAGGUGGACAGCAAAGGGCGCCGUUGGAGGAAGUUCUGCAUCUCAGGGUAUGAAUACCGGGUCAACAUGAGCGUUCUGGAGCCGUACCUGCAGGUGUUAUCACAUGGAGGCUAUUAUGGAGACGGGAUGAACGCUAUCAUCCUUUUCACUUCUUGUUACUUGCCAGAGAGCACAGUGGAGAACUAUGACUAUGUCAUGGACAACCUAUUUAGGUACAUUAUUGGGACAUUGGACUUAAUGGUUUCAGAGAACUAUGUGUUGGUUUACCUGUGUGCCAUGGCUCCCAGAAACAAACUGCCAGCCAUCAAAUGGCUUCAUCAAUGCUAUACCUCCAUCGACAGAAGGUUGAAGAAGGACCUGAAGGGACUGCUAGUGGUUCAUCCUGCUUGGUACAUCAAAGCUAUAAUAACAGUGGUCAAACCCUUCAUCAGUGACAAGUUCAGCAGAAAGAUUCGCUUCAUUCAGAGUCUUCAGCAUCUCGGCCAGAUUAUCCCCACAGAGAGACUACAGAUCCCAGAUGCAAUCCAGGAGUAUGAUCAGAAGUUGAACAGAUGACAUUUGGAAUAUUAAGGCUGGAUGAACUUGGGUUUUCAAGUUAAAGGUCAUUGUGAUGUCACUGAAUUGCUGACCUUUGACCUGCUGCUUCUUCAGCCACAGACUGGUUUAUUUAUGUUGCCUUUCUUUGUGAUGGGAGGGCUGAAGGAACUGUUCCUGGGUCAGUUUUCAGACUCGUUUUGAUGGGUUUAUAAUCAGUAUUCUGAUCUGGUGUCAGAGACCUGAACCCACCUUCAUCAUCAGGUCUUCCUCCUCAGAAAUAAAUUAUUUAAACAUCAUCCUGAUUCUCAAUAUCUCUAUGGAAAUGGUCACUUCCUGUUUAUGUAAUUCAUGUGUUUAAGCAUCAGAUACCAUUUGUCUUGGCUGGAACCACAAGCAAACAACAAGGCUCUGCAUCCUGUUGAGAGGUGAAGCCAUCAGGCUUCGCAUACAGAAAUGGCCAUCGCUGGCGCUGAAAACCUCUCCUACUCAUCUGCAACAACCAGGGAUUUAUACUCCUCAAUAACUAUUUUCCGCCAGUCAUGUCAGAAACAUACACAGUGCUGUACAAAAGUUGUAGGCAGGUGCGAAAAAGGCUGUGAAGAAAAAAAAUGCUUUCACCAUCUCAACAUCAUGGAGUGUGCCUGGACUACAUGAAGAGACAGAAGGAUGUGAGGAAGCCUACAUCCACAGAAGAUCUGUGGUUAGUUCUAGUCUAGAACAACCUACCAGUCCUGUUCCUUCAAUGUGUGAAAGUGCAGCCAGAAGAAUUGAUGCUGUUACGAAGUCACACCAGAUUUUAAUUUGAUCUAGAUUUCUCUUUUGUUCAUUCACUGCUUUUUAUUGAUUGAUUAAAAUAAAUAAACACUUCCAUUUUUGAAAGCAUUCUUUGUUUACAGCAUUUUUUCUCACCUGUCUAAAACUUUUGCACAGUUUUUUACAGCUGAAGAUCCUGCAACCAAGUGAGAAUUAAAUGGUUUCAGCACCUGGAAACAAGAUCUCAGGUAGAAUUUUAGUUAGCAACCAUCUGUUAUUUGCUAACAUGGAUUAUCAUAUUAUUGAGUGAUGAUAGGUCAAACACGGAUGACCACCUAUCAUGUUGCUAUAGUAACAUGAUAACCAUGAAGUGACUGCUGUUUAUCUGGUUCAAAUGUGGUUUUCAUCUGGAUGUCUGGUCCAUCUGGGUGGGGGCAGGAGGCAGCUGACUGGCUGCUCCAUUCUUCACUACCUGUAAUAAAAUGUUGAUUUUUAUAGCGUGACUGUUUUUCUUACUAUGUGAACGGUCUGGUUCUGGUUAGAGCUUUCUGUUUCCAUACAGAUCACAUCCUCAGCUUGGGGUGUCUUGGUCAAGAACACAUGAAGAAGAAGAAAGGAUGUUUUUAUACAGCUCCUUUCAAGAUAAAAUCACAAGGCCCUUCUCAAGAACAGCUCUCUGAACCACCUGUAAAUGGUUGGUUUUGCUCAUACGAAUGAAAACUGGGCUGCAGUAGUCUAGGUGUGAAGGUGUGGAUCACAAUUUCCAGUUCAGAGUGUGACAGAAUGUGACUCAGCAAUGUUACUAAGAAGAUAAUUACUAGUAACAGCUAGAUUAGAUAGCCGAAAUGGUUUUCUCCAUGGAAGAGUUUCAGUUUCCAUUCUGGACUGGAGGAAUCUAUUUGUGGAUAGGAGCUGCUGAAUAUACAUGAAUGGAAAAUGUGAUCUUAUUUGUUCAUAAAUUUCAUAAUGUUCCUUAUGGAUAGUAAUGUUAUGACUUUCUGGAAUGUCACGUUAUACAAAUAAGAAAUAUAUUUUUAUAUAGCACCUGUCAAGAUAAAAAUCAUGAGGAGCUUCAUAGAUUUAUUUGAUGGGACAUAUCCAAUCUGCCAAAUAAAUAUUAAAAUGGUUUCCAUAAA
Molecule: messenger RNA, 3120 nt
Organism: Nothobranchius furzeri (turquoise killifish)
Lineage: Eukaryota; Metazoa; Chordata; Actinopteri; Cyprinodontiformes; Nothobranchiidae
Gene: bnipl
Product: BCL2 interacting protein like
Biological process (GO): apoptotic process
Cellular component (GO): cytoplasm
Source: RefSeq, a predicted model, not a curated record